Messenger RNA from Lymnaea stagnalis (great pond snail), 2497 nucleotides. The record is from the annotation of a GenBank genome assembly. Lineage: Eukaryota; Metazoa; Mollusca; Gastropoda; Lymnaeidae.
AUGUUCAUUUCCUUCUACAGUAACUGCAUAGAUGUUCAUUUCCGUGGUAACAAAACAGUGGCAGUGAAAGAUGGCGCAUGCAGCCUCUUUGAUACAACUAAACCUAUAGAAGGACUGUCUCCAACUGCAGGACUUAAGGCAUGUAUUGUGUCUCUAGCAGUGUAGCAGGACUAAGACAUGUAUUCUGUGUCUUGGAGUGUAGCGGGACUUAAGACAUGUAUUCUGUGUCUUGGAGUGUAGCGGGACUUAAGACAUGUAUUAAUGUUCACAAUUAUACCCAAAAAUUUUCAUUCACUGUAAAAAAUUAUCCCCAAAAAAUGUUCAUUUGUAUUACCUUAGGUCAAAAGACGUGUUAAACUUUACAAAGAUAUGUUUGUAUGUUAUUUCCAGUACUCAUUUGAUACUUACACUGCCUUUUUUUUCUUUUACCAGUCUUUUCUCUCCAUGUUUGUGGAUGAGGGUGUCACCAUGGGACUGGGACGCCGCCAGUCUGCAACAGCGGAUGAUAACCCCCCGUCCCCACUAGGCAUCGACCCGUCUGAGAUGUUCUCAUCCCAGCAAAGCACAGGGUCUCCCAUUCCCAGGUCCACGCAAGCCCAGACCCGACAGGACAACUUUAGGUUCCACAGUCCCAUGACCCCACCAUCCAACCCUCACACGCCGGCAUCUCCUGGCUCUGCCAGGCUGCCAGCUGGGGUAAGUUCACUAUUUACUUUAUGUUGGUAACAUGUCACCUAGUCGCUGCUUUGCUUCUUUGUUCUUGGCUCUUUUUUUUUUCACUUCUUAUAUCACCUUAACUUUAACUUCUUUUAUAUAAGCCCUGUGACUUUAUUUUGUUUUAUUAUUAGUAGUGCUUCUUUCUUCAGCUCUUGAAGUUCGAGUUUUUUUCCAAUUUUCUGAGUGGAUUUUAUAGGUAAUAAAAAUGUUAUAGUUAUUCAAAGAUAUAGAUAGAAGCUGUUAAGUUUUCAAUAGAGUUUGUCAUUUUUCAGACUGGAAAAUGUCAGACUUUACUAUUUUUAGAACGUCGGACAAAUAUUUCUUAAAACUCAAACAUGGCAGGUAAUAGUGUGUUUCAGCAUAUGGUUUGAACGAUCCUUGUAUCUAGAGUCAAUGUUACAUGUGCAGUACGAGCAAUGUCCCAUUUCACAAAAUAGCAGUAAAAAAAAUUUGUAAAAUAUUUUGUAAAAUGUAGUUGUAAACAAGCUUUUGAUCUAGGUUAAGGUCCUCCUCGCCAACAUAGUAGUACUGAACGGUGUUGACAUUUUGUCCGACCUGAGUACCCGGGUGAUUACAGCAGUUCUAUCAAUAGAUUUCCACCAUUAAAUGACAAGCUCUAUGGACAAAAAAAAGCCAUCAAUUUAGCACAGGAAAAUUUAUCAAGGCUUUAAAUUUUGGAAACAUAAAUGAACAUUUUUCCAAUGAAAAUAUUCUGAUAAAUGGCUUUUUAAUGCUUUAAAAACAAUUUGUCUUAAUUUAAGCUAUGGUUAGCCCUUAUUCUGAUAAUUUAAAUCAUACCAUAUGUAGCACAACAAUUAACUGUGCUUUCUGUUAAAAAUUCCAGUAGAUUAAUGCCAAUGAUCCUGUAAAUUUGUAACCACUGGUUCCAGCACUCAAGUUCUGGUGCUACCAGAUUAGAUCUAUUGGCUUCAGUCAAUUAUUGCUGCUGCUCCAUGUGUUAAUCUUCUUCAUUUGUUACCCUCUAGGUGAAUCCAUCUCCAUCCACUGCACUCAUGGGCACGCCCUCGCCCGGGAGCCUCCUGACAGCCAACUCACCAGGGAACCCCCAGCUUCAUGUGCCAUCUCCUGGUUCUUUUGUACCAGCCCCCUCCCCUCAGUCCUCACUGGUUGGCAUUCAUAUGCAGUCGCCAGCAACGUCCUUUAUGAGCGGUCAGUAGUAUUUUGGGAGCAUGGGAUGUUUCAUGUUUAGCUUUAAAUUGAAAAAUGCCUAAAAACAAUGUUUAGUCACAACUAAUGCUUUCACAUUUUUUAAAUCUAACCUUUCUAUUAUAGUAAAAUUGAAAAGUAGACACCUAUAAUUUGCAUUUUUUAAACCAUCUGCAUAAUUUUCUUUAAGAUUUGUUUUAUAAUUUAGUUGCGUCAAAACAAAAAUCGGUUUCCUUAAUAUAAAUAAAACUAAUAUUAUCGGCUUCCUAAAGUUUUCUCUUAAAUAUUUAUACAUGUCAAUUUUUGCCGAUCAGUUUCUUUUAAAUAAAUAAAUAUUUCAUAGCAUAUUUUUUAAUGAGUCUAUGAGCCAAGUUUCAGCUCGAUCGGAUAACGCCAAGUGGGCCAAUUAGCCAUCUGAAGGUCUUUCCAGCCAGCCAGCCACCAACAAAAGUGAAGUUAAUAUAAACGAUUUUAAAAACCUUUAAAUGUGACUGAAGUAUAAUUUUGCUUCCUAAUUUUUCUAUCUUUUUUAUGACUAUAUUUCAGGUAUUGUUGAUGGAGGCUCCCCAUUCCCGGGGGCAAGUUUGGCCAUGCCAUCCCCAGGCGGCGUAAG